Messenger RNA from Laccaria bicolor S238N-H82, 312 nucleotides. RefSeq lists its product as uncharacterized. The record is from RefSeq and is a predicted model, not a curated record. Bases 1 to 312 code for a protein of 103 amino acids. The transcript is spliced from 3 exons. Lineage: Eukaryota; Fungi; Basidiomycota; Agaricomycetes; Agaricales; Hydnangiaceae.
AUGGCGCUGAGGUCGACCCUCGUGGACAAUUCUGAAGUUGGCCACCGCCCACAACCUCUUCUCGCUUCAGUUACUCAUUCCCCUCCGAGUCACCUCUCCGAUGGGUAUUUUCCAGGUAACUCUUGGCCCUCUUCUGCUGGGCAUCUUUUGUGGGGAAUUUUUCCUACCGCUGAGGAGCCGCGAUAUGUGCUGACUUUUCCUUGGGUCCGCAGGUCAACGCCUAUCUCUAUGGGGUACUUACAUUCCGAUAUGCAUCAUAUUACAAUACUGCAUUCAACGACGCAUUAUGGAUUCGGUCGGUGUCCGGUUUAA